Molecule: messenger RNA, 1767 nt
Organism: Phytomonas sp. EM1
Lineage: Eukaryota; Euglenozoa; Kinetoplastea; Trypanosomatida; Trypanosomatidae
Source: the annotation of a GenBank genome assembly
AUGCCAAAGAAUCGCAAUCGGCAAGGCAAUCGAAUUGCGAUUAGCGAUUUUUGGGGCUCUAAUGAGUAUGCUACACAACAGUCUGCUGUAUCGCGUAACCAACGCCUCCCUGUGCGCCGCCAGGUGCGGCGCCAAGUCGACACCUUUCUUCUACGGCGCGCCUUCAUGCUCCAAAACUUUCAGUUCAUUUUGCGCGCAGACCUGCUGUGUGUGACAGCGGAUCAGGCGCUUCCACAGGGACAGCGGAAACUUAUCGAGUGCCUCCAUUCCUACGACAACCUCGUCCCAUGGGAAGCGGUGCAUUCCGUAGUGAUGCGCACGACACCCGAUGAUUUCGAAUGCCCUAUUUGUAUGAGUACCCCUGUCGCCCCACGAAUCACGGAGUGCGGCCAUCUGUUCUGCUUGCCGUGUAUUAUGCAAUACCUCAGUUUGCGGAAGGCGAGCAAUCACCAGAGGCUGUGCCCCAUAUGUAAUAGCGCAGUUGCCGGCUUCACACUGAGGCCUUGCGUGUUGCAGGUCAUUUGCCCAGUGAAAGUUGGCAACAUCGUCCGGUUUGAUCUCUUUCGAAGGGAGCGUUAUGAAUGUACGCUUCAUCGUUAUGAUGACCCUCGUAUGAUGUCGAGCGGUCUCGUCCAGACCGAAAACAGGGAUGCCAAUAGGACUAAUGUGACUCAAGAUGAAUUGGGGCUACCGAACUAUAUCGCGCCGUACAGCUCGCAGUGUCGAUACGUGCUCGCCACACACGACUAUGAGUCCAGGCAACGCUCAAUGGAUGGGAUCGAGAUUUCCGAUCGCCUCAAGGAAAUGGAUAAGAUAUUGACGCACCCGUUAACCGAAUCCGACGCAACCACGAUGCGCUUCCUCAUUGGAGCCCUCGAUGAGACCAUGAAGCAGCAGAAAGGGCUGUCGCCAUCGCUGGCGCGGGAGUCGCCACCCAUGGCACCACGUCCCUACGGAUCCGGCAACACCCCCCUCAGUCGACCGAAAGAGAAUGACCAUAAGGUGUUUGAGCUGUAUGCGGAGUCUGAUGGGCAGCCGUACUAUCUGCAUAUGAUCACGAUGAAGAUGUUAAGACACGACGCGAAGCUUCGGAAUGCGCCACUGCCUGAGAGUGUCUCGGGGCCCGUUGAUGAAAUCACAUCCUUUGUGCAAGACGAGGAAAUGCGCCGUAUUUACAAGGUCUUCGCUCACGUCCCUUUGCACGCCACCAUUAACCUCUGUCUUUUAGACUUGAGCAAGGUUGUGUGCCCCGAAACGAUGCGUGAGUUUGAGCCGGUUCUCAGCGAAUUAGCGCGUCGGCGGCUUCAGAAGGCGAGUGAUGAAGCACGUGCAAUGGAUGAUGACACCUCAUGGAAUCAAUAUCUGCAGACAUACAUCAAAGAACGUCCGUCAAGUGCGCUUCCAUCGGAUUAUUGCUCACACGAUACAGAUAGCAUACCGUUCCUUCGAUUACCGUCGACUGAAUCUGGCUGGAGCGAUCAUGGCCUUCUACCAAGCACCCUUGACACUCGUCAGAGGGCCACCAAGAAGCAGGAAAGCGAUAAUAUUGCCAGAGCGACUACUGAUGCUUCGGGUGGAUGCACCAGUCUUCGUACAAAUCCUACCUCCAGCCCAGACAGUUUCACUAGCUGUUGGGGCAGCGGAAGUGGAGCAAGGCUCCUUAUUUCCACCCUUAAAACAUUGGGAACAAGCACGAUGCCAACGACCUCGAUAUGCAGCGAGCACGAGCCCUCGUCUGGGGGCAUCGCGGAGCAAAAACAUGAGUAA